UGCGAGAAAUCUUACUCUUUCAUCGGAUAUCCGAUGAGUAACGUGUGCCCUUUGAUAAGCCCUUCCAAUACAUCCCACGUAUCCACUUCAUUUGUGCGGCUGUUCGUGAUAUACCGUGCACGAUGUUUUCCAGAAUGGUGGAGCUGGCUACGAGCACUCUUUCAAAGUACUUCAGCAAAAGACGCGCAUUCUUCGUGACGUUAACCAUUUUCACUACGAUGGGUAUAUACUCCCUUGCAGUCGGUGUUUGGCUGUAUCUGAAACGCACUGACUUCUACGAACUAACACCGACAUCUUUCUCAGCUUUUUCUACGGCUGGUCUGUGCUGUUCCACUGGAGUCGCCGUAUGUAUCAUUUGCACUGUGGGCUGGAUCGCAGCUACUGCAUACAAUCGCCGUCUUUUGCUGACGUACAUCGGGUUUGUUGUUCUUCUGGCUGUUAUCCAGAGCAUCACAGGUGCUCUUGGUUUGUCUUAUAAGGAAGCGGCCCGUGAACACGUUCGCACGGACUUAUUCCAAAAUAUAAAUCGUUCUGCUCUGGUGACCAGUCAAGGUGUUUUCGACUUGACCGCUUCAUGGGAUAAGCUGCAAAAAUCGCUGAAAUGCUGCGGUGUUAACAACUCAUCCGAUUGGCAUUAUGCACAACGUUGGCCUUCACAGGAGUUCGUUCCUGAUAGCUGUUGCAAUCCCAAACACUUCGUGGAUGUUACUUCAAUGGGAAAUUGUGGAAAGAUCGCCAACAGCACUAUUUUGUAUCAACAGGGAUGCUUUGAAGUGUUUGCCGACUGGCUUUAUCAUCACGUUGCUGUGAUGAAUUGGAUCUCCCUCACUUUACUCAUUGUUGAGAUAUCUUCCUUGAUUAUAGCGGUUUUCAUGGCGAAUUCGGAGGCUUUCUUUGAAGGUUCUUCGGGAAAAAGUCGGGACGAGUACCAUCGCUGCUUGGUCGAAUUGAAUGAAAUGGAUGCCAGGGACCUUCGCAUGCAGCCUAACGAUAGAAUCGGUGAUGCUCGUCAGGAUCCGUUGGACAACAUUCUUUAAUUGUGUGCUCUGUAUUUGACCUCCUGGACGCUUGUGCUUCACACAGCGGGUUUCUGCAUUUGUCGAUUACUUCUACUUAUCUGUUUGUAUGCUAUCUUUGGCUCAUAAUAAUCGAACUACCACUGAAUUACUACGUGUGUACCGCUGAACUGUUGUUUUUUUUUUUCUGAGCGGUUUUUUCUACGGUUUUCCUCAUAAGGCAGCAAUCACAUCCGGUUUUAAUCAUGUAGGGCAGGUAUGAAACGCAUUACCGGUACGGCUAAUCUUUAAGAUUAUAAUAUCAAGGAGUGUCACUAUACUUAUGUACAAUACACUCAGGUUUUCACGGUCAAUGUUCAUCGAUCGUUAUAUAUCUAGGUGAAGAUGUGCAUUCGAUUUUGAGGAAUGUAGGAAUAGUUUGUAUCUAGUAUUUAAUACGUUUCUUUUCUAUAGUAUUUGUGUUGUUGACCAGAUAGAUUCCUCUAUAAAAUGUCUCGAUUGCAUCGCUGUGUAGUGUCCGUCGGAAAGGUCAGAUCUGUGGAAGCUGAUCCUGAUUCGCUUUAUACAAAGAUCUCGGAUUACCACACUCUAUCUGCAAGGCGCAAAAUGGGUGCACUGUAUUCCAAAAGUGUGAGUCGAAUGUCGAUAUUUGGGGAUUCUGUGGAAUCCGCUCUGAGAAAAGAAAUGGAUGACCAAAAAAUACACUACAAGCCCGAAAGUCUAGAUGUUCUCAUGCAAGAGACACAUUUUUCGAAGUAUGAGUUGAAAUAUCUAUAUCAGUGCUUCAAACAGAAUUGCCCCAGUGGCUUUGUUUCACGACAUCAAUUUAUCCAGAUAUUUAGGUCCUUCUUCAGUAUACAUAGACUUUCCGAUGCUUCGCAAUAUGCAGAGCUUGUUUUCAAUACCUUCGAUGAUGACCGCAACAACAGGAUCAGCUUCUCGGAAUUCGUUGUGCAAUUGUCGUUAUUCUCGAAAGGGUCAUUGGUUAUGCGUCUGGACUGGUUAUUCGACUUAUAUGAUUGCAAGCAUAGAGGAUAUCUUAUGGAAGAUGACUAUCUUGCCGUUUGUAGAGCCAUGUUUGCUUUGGUUGGUGUGCACUACUUCAAGGAUAAGCACAUCCCUGUUCCGCUACGACGUCAUAUUAGACGUCAGUUCUUGAAACUGGACAAUAAUCGUGAUGGCAAAAUAACGCGAGAUGAGUUUAUCACAGGUUGCCUUUCUGAUACCAAAAUCAUUUCAUCAAUGGAAGCGUUGAAGACGGUUUGGUAGCGGCAAGUGCAAAAUGUUAUAAAUAAACUUUGUUGAGCUGAUCUGUUAGGCACCUUAGCAUAGUAAAUAUUGUGAC
Molecule: messenger RNA, 2361 nt
Organism: Cylicocyclus nassatus
Lineage: Eukaryota; Metazoa; Nematoda; Chromadorea; Rhabditida; Strongylidae
Source: the annotation of a GenBank genome assembly